GGAAACCAUUACCGCUUCUGCCCUGCUUCUGUGCGAUGAGCUGUUGUAAGUGCAACUGGGUUUUCGCUAACGCACAGUGAUCCAUUCGUGCUGCAAAAUCUGGAGCGGUAGAGUGAAGACGUGUGUGUAGUAGUGAAACAGUGAUUGGCAUAUUAAGGAAUGGGAUGAAUCUGUGUGACCAAGUUCGCGGACCGCUGCUAUACAUAAGGACUGCCUGGGUUACCGGCCAUUCACGAUGCACGGCUUUCCUCGACGAUAAAAGAAAGAAAAAAUCACUCAUCUGCCAGCGUAGUAUCGCUAAUUCUCGAAGGAAAGGACUUCAACCGCGGGACGUCUGCAAGAACAGCGGUAUUCUGUACAGAACCUUGUCCAUUCGACUGUUGCCUGUGUGUGCGGCGACCAGCCGUUCUAGCACCACCAUGCUUCCCUCCCACCUACUGCUCGCCCUGCUGCUGCUGACGUCGCUGACGACGCUGCCUGCGCCGGCGGACGGAACCUUCGGCGUCUUCAGCGGCGGCUCCCUGGGCUCGCUGAUGCUUCCGGCCGCGCUGAUCAGCAUGCCGUUCGGCCCGCUGGCGCUGGGCAUCGGGGCGGUCGGCCUCAAGAUCGCCCUCUUCAGCCGCAUCAUCUCUUUCUUCGCCGGCCUCGUCCGUAACCGGGGCCCGCAGCGCGGCAUCAGCGUCAGGAAGGAGUUCCUCCACAUCCCGGCCAAGGACCUGCAGCGGGUUCACCAGGCGCCGCCCGUGGUGCUUCCCCCGGUGCCCCGAACGUUGGAACACGCGUUCAGCCUGCCCUCGCACCAGCCCUACGGCGUCGCGGGUGGUGGACUUCGGGCGGCGUUCGCCAGGGGUCCGGCCUCUCCGUUCCAGGUGCCCGUCCCGCAGCCGUUCGUGUUCUCUGGGCCGACGAAUUUCGUGCCCCCACCGCCGCCGCUCCAUUUCGUGGUCCCACCGCGACUGGCCGCGGUGCGACCGGAGCCGACGCAAGGCGUGUCGCCGGACAAGCUCCUCCACGGCGCACAGCCACCCACCGGCGGCACCUUCGACCAGAUACUGCGCAUUGCCCAGUCGCCGGCCGUGUCCACCAUCGUGAGCAACAACCCGGACCUGGUGGUCAAGUUCAUCCAAGGAAUCGCCGGUUCGAAGCCGCUGCAGACGCCCAUCGGAACGGCUCACAGCAACGCGGGCCUGACGGGCAGCAAAAUAGGCGGCGGCGAUAUCGAGGCCCUCCUCAACUUUGUGCGCCAGGACCCGAACCUCGUGCGCAACAUCGUGAGGGCGGACCCGGGAUUCGUGCCCAGCCUCGUGGACAACCUCCUGGGAAUAUCGGGCCAGGUAAAGGAGCCGACACCCGCGCCGCCGGCCAAUUUUUCUGGCUUCGACUUCAAGCAACCGAUCAACGACACAGUGCAGGGAUCCCCGGACGUUCCAGCUAACGUUCCCGUCGACGGGAAACAAGCCGAAGCUCCCGUUCUGCCGUCGGCAGCGCCCAAGACUGCGGCCAAUCCGCCAGCUUCUUCCCCGGGAGUUUACUCAAUUCACCGCUACCCGCAAACGGCCUACCCCAUUCCCUACUACGGACUGUCACCGCAUGCCCCCUUCGGGUAUCCCGGCCUACCUCAACAGCCCGUCGUGUACCCCCGUUUUCCUUGGUCAACUAUGACGCCUCAGCAACUUUCAAAUCUGUUGAAGCUCGCAGCUUAUCCAAGUCGCGCCUCGGUGAAAAAGCACGGCACCACCGCUCGUCCCGACAAACAACAACCGGCCGUCCAGGAGUCCAUGUCCGUUAGGAAGGACAAGCCUAAAGCAUUGCCCCCAACGGUCCUCAGCACAAAGGAACCGGAAAAGGCCACCAUCGAAGCAUACGGAUCUGUUCGGAAAGACACACCCAAGGCAUCGUACAAAACGGACGCGACGACCCAGCGCCCUGCCGUCCCAGAGUCCUACGGACUGCUUCGUAAAGACAAGCCUAAGACAACGUCCUCAUCUGUCGCAACGACGAAAAGACCGAAGCAGCGCGUCGCCCAAGCCUAUACGCCCGUUCCGAAAGCCAAGCCAGAGACGUCAAAUCAAAAGGUUCAACCUGUACAACCGGCCGUCCCGGCUUACGGAUCAGCCAAGGCCAAGCCGAAGCCUUCCUAUCAAAGCGAGGUCGUGACCGAGGUUCCCACCGUCCAACAAUACGGGGCACCCAAAAGUGACAAACCGAAGGCCUCCCCCGUAACCAGCACUGGUCCAGUUGAACCAGCGGAUAAGGGCGCCGCAGUUGCCGCCGAGAAGCCGGUCAUCGAGCAAGAUUUGCCUGUCGCGAAGGGCACGAAGGACGACGUGUACGCCUCGGCCAACCAGGGCCAAGGGAGCUCGCCCACAGCCGAUGGGAUAGAUAGGCCCGCCGUGAAGGAAAUGGCUCCACCACCCGCCGUCAGGCCCGUCUACGUGCCUGCCACGGGUAAGUUCCGGUUCGAUAAGGGCCGUAAGGGCGGCCCUGAGGAGAACGUGGCGGGUUUCCCUGCUGCCCUGUUCGACCCGACUGCCUUCGGCGACCAGGACACGAAGGACAGCCAGAGCACCGGUCCGGCCCAGGCGAGAGUCCGUCGGCACAUUCCCGACACGACGACGGCCCCGUCGGAAUUCACACGCACGUACGGCGGUCGCAAGUGCGUCUUCAAGAUGAUCUGCUUCAUCGGCGCCAAUGACCACACGUACGGUCGUUACGGUGAGAGAGCCUCCGUCUUCAUCAGGUACAUCGUCCGUUUCAUGGCCCCUUACAUCAUCAGGUACGUGGACAGCCUGAUCAGCUCCAGCGACGUGGCGGCCGACUACAGCCGCGCGUACGAAGUGGGCCGAACGCACGGCGGCGAAGGCUGCCGCAUCAAGUACAACAGCUGCCCCAUGACGGUCGUCGACCUGGUCAGCCUGUCGGCGAACUUCGGCUGAAGCCUCGGCGCGCUGCGGCGAAAACGGCGGUCCAGGCCACACGACGCUGCAGACUGUGCGCGGACCGGUCGGUCUCUGGGACAAACCCGAGAUGCAGUCUUCCACAGCGAGCAGUGUUUGGCAGGGGAGCCCACGUCGCGGUGACUUGUAGAGGCCGCACGGAGCUGGCCAACCUGUCGCGUUUUGGCAACCUGCUGUGAUAACAGUUGUUCGUGUUAUGUUGUAUAAAAAAAAAAAAGGAAGUGACUCUAUGCGGGAGAUGUAGAAGCUUUCGUGGCGGAAACCGUGGCGCCAUUUCUUGCUUCCAACAUUUAUUUCUCUUGGAAAUGAGUUAUCGGCAAUCCGCGCGAAACCUCGUACACUCUGUAUGUAGCGGCAUGUUUUCGAUAAUGUCCUUUUUUUUUGUUCUUGUGUAGCAUUUGAUACGCUACUUCGUAUUUAUUAGCUCGUCGGCGCCACUGUGUCACGCCAGCUCGUGCGGAACUUUGUGGUUUCAUUUGUCUGUAUAUAGCUUU
Messenger RNA from Dermacentor albipictus, 3451 nucleotides. RefSeq lists its product as uncharacterized. Lineage: Eukaryota; Metazoa; Arthropoda; Arachnida; Ixodida; Ixodidae. The record is from RefSeq and is a predicted model, not a curated record.